Maniola jurtina (meadow brown) is the source of this 3290-nucleotide messenger RNA. Its product is annotated as RUN and FYVE domain-containing protein 2-like. Gene Ontology annotation, cellular component: cytoplasm. The coding region runs from base 456 to 2525 and encodes 689 amino acids. The record is from RefSeq and is a predicted model, not a curated record. Gene Ontology annotation, molecular function: metal ion binding. Lineage: Eukaryota; Metazoa; Arthropoda; Insecta; Lepidoptera; Nymphalidae. The transcript has 15 exons.
CAAAGCUACUUUCAGCAUCUGUGCAAAUAACUUGCUAAAAUCUUUGCCAGUAUCAUUUAAUCACGUGAAGAAAGUGUUGACAACGAUAUAAAAUAACAAAGUGUAGGCUAACCACACUAAAAAGCUAAUGUCAAGAAGUUCCCACGUGCUACAUCAGAUGGCAGCACCUUUUCGGAGUAUUGAUUUUCUCCCCAACACUUGCUUGUUGAAAAAUCAAUAACACAUUCUGAUUGUGCUGGAAAACCCAUUAGCGUGACAUUGUCCUUCGAGGUGCUUUCUUGUGAUCAAAAUAACAAUUAGUAAAAUUGUGAUUACCUGUCGUACAAAAUAUACUAAAGCUCAAAGGAAUACGGGAAUUUUCGUUAAGCCCUGAGUAACGAUGUAUAAACAAGAGUGAACAAAAUUCACGAUAUCGUGUGUGGUAUUUCGCUUCAUAGUUAUUUUGCUGCUUUAUUAUGCGUUCUCUAACUGCGGUCCGCGGGGUGGAACCCUUGCCUGAGUUGGGCUUAACGUCUGGGGCCCAAGGGGAAGAGAACCCCGAUGCGGACAUGGCCGGGGCGCAAGACACUAUUUACUUGUGCAACUUCCGCGUGUCAGUUGACGGAGAGUGGCUCUGUUUGAAGGAACUGCACGAUAUGGAGAUGCAGAACUCCUACACCGCCCAGUCGGAUAACGGUGCAAUUACAUCUCCAGAUGAUCCUAUGCAUUCUUUAAUGGCUCGAGACCCAGUAGUGAUAGAGCGCAGCAAUCUCGUGAAUAUCUCGAAGCUGAUUGUGAAGGAGCUAAUUGAGCAAUCGCUCCGAUAUGGCCGGAUGCUCGACAGUGAUCAUCUGCCGUUGCAUCACUUCUUCAUUGUUCUCGAGCACGUCAUGCGUCAUGGACUCAAACCUAAAAAGGGUUUACUUGGUCCGAAGAAGGAACUAUGGGAUAUUCUUCAAAUGGUUGAAAAAUAUUCACCGGAAGCAGCCGACAUUACAGCUAGCAUCAGGGACUUGCCCACUGUCAAGACCGCCAUGGGUCGCGCUAGAGCCUGGCUACGUCUAGCGCUGAUGCAGAAGCGCCUGGCGGAUUACCUCAGAAUCUUAUUGGAGCAUCGCGAGGAAACGCUCGAGGAAUAUUUUGAACCGCACGCAUUGAUGCUAAAUGAGGAAGCUGUGAUCAUAACGGGAUUACUUGUUGGCCUCAAUGUUGUUGAUUGCAAUUUAUGUGUGAAGGAAGAAGAUUUAGACAGUCAGCAAGGCGUGAUAGAUUUCUCCCUGUACCUCCGUGGCAGCAAUUCCUCCAACGAUCUGACUGGCAAUGGGAACAAUGGCAACAACGAACCGAAGCAGCGCCACAUCAACACAAUGCUGGACCAAAAGAAUUACAUUGAAGAGCUCAACAGACAUCUCAACGCCACAGUGACAAAUCUUCAGUCCAAAGUCGAGGGUCUGACCACAACGAAUGCUUUAAUGAAGGAAGACUUGGCGAUCGCCAAGAACACCAUGAUUCAGUUGGUAGAGGAAAACAAUCAGCUAAAAUAUGCUUUAGGUCAGGACAUAACCAAAGAUAGCAGGAUGAAAGUGAUGGAAAUGCAAGCCGAAGAGGAGGAGAAAAGAAGCGUGAAAAGUAAUACCUCUGAUAAAUAUAAGCAUGAGAAGGAGUCUGAACUGGGUAAGACUUUGGAUGAAGAGAGGAAGAAAAAUUUGGAGUUGCAGAAAGAGUUGGAUUUACAGAUAUCGUUGAAAGCUGAAAUGGAGGUCGCUAUGAAACUCCUAGAGAAAGAUAUUCACGAUAAGCAGGACACAAUAAUUUCUCUAAGGCGGCAACUUGACGAUAUCAAACUGAUAAACCUGGAAAUGUACAAAAAGUUACAGGAAUGUGAAAGUUCCUUGAAACAUAAAACAGACCUAAUAGCCAAAUUGGAAGCAAAGACUGAGUCAAUGGGCAGCACGAUACAUCAGCUUGAUGAAAAGUUACAGGAAGAUAAAAACGCUCGGAAAAACCUAGAAGAGAAUUCAAGGUCCUUGGGGCAAAAGGCCGCGGCCGCUGAGACCAGGGCAGUCGCUGCAGAAGGAGACCUGCGGAUAGAACGUGAAUGGCGGAUAUCUUUACAGGAGUCAAUGAUGCGGGAUCGUGAUAAAAUAUCAAUACUCACACAAGAGGUGGAAUCUCUUAAAUCUAUAGGACAGAAAUAUAUAGCACUUCAAGAGGAACAGCAUCACCUCAAGGUGCAGUACACUGAAGCUCAGAAAACUCUAGAAGAAGUUGGAGCCACCUUGUCUGAAAACAAAUUGCAACUAGCUGAAUUGUUAGAAAAAGAGGCAAAAUCUACCGAAGAAACACCCAACUGGACGAGUGACAAGGACGCAGUAGCUUGCGCCGCAUGUGCUAAGGAAUUUACCAUUGCAAGGAGAAAGCAUCACUGCAGAAGAUGUGGCCACAUAUUCUGCGGCGCGUGUAGUGAAAAAACAGUUGCUCUGGUCGGCAACACGAAACCUGUCCGUGUUUGCGACGCAUGUUUCGCAGAAGUCAGACUAACGUAGUAAGUACUACUUGUAAUCAAGACUGAAGAGAUUUGACUUUUUGUUAUGAACAAAAUUAAAUCAAUUUUAUAAUGGUUUUUUUUAAUCUACAUACAAUAUUAUGUUGCAGUAUGCAAAAUAAAACAUCGUGAAUAGUUUUUAUUUCGAUAAAUAAUUAUGUAAGUGCCUAUUUCCUUUUUAUUAAAAGUGUUCAAACCCAAUUUUAACUAUAUAUAUUAUUAUGUAUUCUGUCUUUUGUAUAAAUAAUAUCUUACUUCAAAAUAAUAAUUUAUUUUAUUUCCAUGAAGUCCAUGUUAUAAUAGACUAUUAAAUAAAUAACGAGUGCUAUUACAUAUACGUAUUUUACAAACAAUAUUAAUUUAUUAUUCAUGCAUUUUUAUUUAUUUUACGUAAAUGAAAUGAAAUUAAUGCCUAUUUCUACGCUCUUAAUCAAAUAAUUUUAUUAUGCACCAGAAAAAGGUGUUGAACUUAACCGUAACUAAUUUAUUUACGUUUUAUGAUAAUGAGCUAUGUCGCGUAUCUACUUAUUAAUGAAAAAUACAUAAGUUUGAUAUGUUCUCAAGUUUAUUUUUGUAACUGUUUAUAUGUUCAGCUUCGGACAAUUGGUUAAGCGCCAUGUAUCUAUAAAUUAAUUUUAUUAUAUGUUAAAACAUGACGUUUACGGUGCUUCAAACAAAUGAAUUUCAUUAAAAUAUUGUAAAUAAUUAAUUUUGUUUUGUAUAGCAAUGACUUUUAUUUAAGACAUUAUACAAUUAUUUGAAUUAA